AGAGAGUCAAAGACCAACACAAAACCAUUAUGAAGAACAAGUAUGAGAGCUUAUUUGAGGGAAUCAAACUAGUAGAAAAUCAAACCCUCCUGAACAGUAUUUACACACAGCUCUACAUCAUAGAAGGAGAGAGUGAAGGGGUGAAUGAAGAGCAUGAGGUUUUACAGAUGGAGAAAACAGCCAGAACACAAUUCACUCCAAUCUACUGCAAUGACAUAUUUAAACCCUUACAUGAACAUGGAUGUGAGGAGAAAGACAAAAUCAAGACUGUUCUUACUAAAGGCAUCGCUGGAAUUGGAAAAACUGUCUCUGUACAGAAGUUCAUUCUGGACUGGGCUGAGGAAAAAACCAAUCAGGAUGUAGAUUUCAUGUUUGUGCUUCCAUUUCGAGAGCUGAACUUGAUUAAAGAUCACCAGUACAGUCUUCACAGACUUCUGCUGGACUUUCAUCCUGAACUUCAAAAUCUGGACUCAAAGAUUUAUGAAGAGAGUAAAGUUGUGUUCAUCUUUGAUGGUCUGGAUGAAAGCAGAAUUCCACUGACAUUUUCAGAUAAUGAGAGAGUCCUUGAUAUGAAUAAGUCUUCUUCAGUGAGUGUGUUGAUGUCAAACCUCAUCAGAGGAGACCUGCUUCCCUCUGCUCUCAUCUGGAUCACCUCCAGACCAGCAGCAGCCAAUCAGAUUCCCUCAAAAUACAUCAACCGUGUGACAGAAAUUCAGGGAUUCAAUGAGUCUCAGAGAGAGGAAUAUUUCAGGAAGAGAAUCAGUGAUGAGCAUGAAGCCAGCAGAAUCAUCUCUCACAUAAAAAGAUCAAGAAGCCUCCACAUCAUGUGUCACAUCCCUGUCUUCUGCUGGAUCUCAUCCACUGUGCUUCAGAACCUCCUGAAACAAGAUGACAGUGCAGAAAUCCCUCAAACUCUGACUGAAAUGUACAUCCACUUCCUGCUGACACAGAUCAACAUGAGGAAUCAGAAGUAUGAUGUGAAAAAUGCAAAGAAACUCCUGAAGCCCAACAGAGACUUGAUUGUAAAACUUGCUGAACUGGCUUUCAAACAGCUGAUGGAGGGCAAUGUGAUCUUUUAUGAGGAGAACCUGACUGAGAGCGGCAUAUACGUCACUGAUGCCUUAGUGUAUUCUGGGAUUUGCACUGAGAUCUUUAAGCAGGAAUCUGUGAUUCAUCAGAGGAAAGUCUACUGCUUCAUACAUCUGAGCUUUCAAGAGUUUUUAGCUGCUUUCUUUGUGCUUUACUCCCAAGUAGAAAAAAAAGAGAAAUCACUGAAUUCGAUUCUACGUGAUUUGGAGUAUAGAUCAUUGGUUUCAGGGAUGUGUGGAACGAUUGAGCUUGAAGAAUAUAAUUUGUAUGGUAUUGACAUCACUAUGAGUGAGGUACAAAAAGCAGCAGUUAAUAAAUCUUUAGAGAGUAAAAACGGACACCUGGAUCUUUUCCUGCGAUUCUUGAUGGGUGUCUCACUGGAUUCCAAUCAGAGACUCUUACAGGAUCUACUGACACACAGAGAGAACAGCUCAGAGAACAUGGUGGAAAUUACUCAGCACAUUAAAUACAAAAUCAAGAAUGAUCAUUAUUAUAUGAGAGGUAAACAUCUCUCAGCUGAGAGAUGCAUCAAUCUGUUUCUCUGUCUGCUGGAAAUGAAGGAUCAGACUCUUUACCAAGAGAUUCAAGAGUUUGUGAAAUCAGAGAAUCACUCAAAAAGACUCUCUCCUGCUCACUGCACAACAAUAGCCUAUAUACUUCAAAUAUCAGAGGAGGUGCUGGAUAAGUUUGAUCUGAAGAAAUACAACACAUCAGAUGAGGGUAGAAGGAGACUGAUACCAGCUGUGGUGAACUGCAGAAAAGCUAUACUUGAUGGCUGUAAUCUCAAUGAUCAGUGCUGUAAAAGUUUGUCUUCAUCUCUACAAUCAUCAAACUCACUGAGAGAGCUGGACCUGAGUCACAAUGAUCUGCAGGAUUCAGGAGUGAAGCUGCUCUCCGAUGGACUGAAGAGUCCACACUGUCAAAUCAACAUACUGAGAUUAUCUGGCUGUAUGGUGACAGAGGAAGGCUGUGAAUUUCUGGCUUCAGCUCUGAGUUCAAACCCCUCACACCUGAGUGAGCUGGAUAUGAGCUACAAUCACCCAGGACAAUCAUUGGUCAAGCUGCUCUCUGAUCCAAACUACAGACUGGACAAACUCAAUGUGGAUCAUGGAGGAGAGUUCAGGAUUGUAGCAGGACCACAGAAAUAUAUCUGCAAUCUCACACUGGAUUUAAACACAGCAAACACAUGUCUCGCUCUGUCUGAGAGGAACAGAACGGUGAAACAUGUGAAAAAGAAGCAGCCGUAUCCUGAUCAUCCAGAGAGAUUUGAGAGAUUUCCUCAGGUUCUGUGUAGAGAGAGUCUGACUGGACGCUGUUACUGGGAGGCUGAAUGGAAUGGGAAGCCUGAUAUAUCAGUGACAUACAAAAGAAUCAACAGGAAAGGAAAGAAUGAUGACUGUAGGUUUGGGCUCAAUGAAAAUUCCUGGAGUCUGAUCUGGAAUAAUUACAAAUUCAUUGUCAGACACAAUAAUGUGGAAACAGUCAUACCUCCCCCUUCAAGCCGCUCUAACAGAGUUGGAGUGUACCUGGACUGGUCAGCCGGAACUCUGUCUUUCUACAGUGUCUCUAACACACACAAGCUCACACACUUACACACAUUCAACACCACAUUCACUGAACCCCUCUAUGCUGGAUUUAGGGUUUGUUAUUCUGGUAGUUCUGUGUCUCUUUGUGAGAUUAGACCAGACUGAGGUUUCAGUCAGAGUUCCUAAACACGCUUCAUUACGAAUGUUAAAGACUGUGGAGCUGUGUGGAAGGAUGACGUCUCUUCCUGAUCACGUGUUCUCAGAAUCUCUCAUAGAUGUAGAGCAAAAAUACAUUCAAUGAUAUUGAGUCUAGAGCUCAAUAUUAUUUUGGGCUGAUAUUUUAUCCUCAAAAUAUGAUUUUUUUUUCUUCUGAUUGCUUCCAAAUUCUUAAAUAUAUUACAAAGUUUCAUGUUUAAAAUGUUUUUAUCAACCUCUACAAAUACCUCUACCCAAAAAUGAAAAUUAACCCAUGGUUUUCUCACCCCCAAGCCUUUCUUCUUUCAGAUGAAUACAAUUGGAGUUUUAUAUACAGUAUAAUCCCAAAAUCCCAAACACCAUUCACUGCUAUUAUAAAGCUUGGAAGAGCCAGGAUAUUUUUUGACAAAACUGACUGUAUUUGUCUGAAAGAAUAAAGUCAAAUACACCUAGGAUGGCUUUAGGGUGAGUAAAACAUGGGGUUUGUGACGAGUGGGGUGGGGCUGAGGGUCGUGGGAACGGAUGCGAGGCCAGUGGAGUGAUUGGAGAUGAGCGACACCUGCUCGACUCACCGGUCUCGAGUCCCACGGAGGAGAUGGAAGGACAUAAAACUGGAGCGACGACAGUGAAGGACGAGAGAGUACCAGGCCUGGGCUUUUAGUUGUGUUUGGUUUUUAUUUGUGUUUAUUUUGAAUUAUUAAAAUGUCAGUGGAUUGUCCGCCACCUUCUUCCCGAAGAUCAUGAAGUUUUUAUUGUUACAGGGUUAUUUUCAGUUUUGUACUAUCUAUCUGUCUGUCUGUCUGUCUGUAUGAAUAUGAGACAAAACUACAGAAU
Messenger RNA from Carassius gibelio (silver crucian carp), 3644 nucleotides. Its product is annotated as NACHT, LRR and PYD domains-containing protein 3-like. Gene Ontology annotation, molecular function: protein binding. Bases 30 to 2780 code for a protein of 916 amino acids. NCBI's taxonomy places the organism in Eukaryota, Metazoa, Chordata, Actinopteri, Cypriniformes, Cyprinidae. The transcript has 5 exons. The record is from RefSeq and is a predicted model, not a curated record.